Poecilia reticulata (guppy) is the source of this 4475-nucleotide messenger RNA. The record is from RefSeq and is a predicted model, not a curated record. NCBI's taxonomy places the organism in Eukaryota, Metazoa, Chordata, Actinopteri, Cyprinodontiformes, Poeciliidae.
UGUUUCAAUGUUUUCCCCGCAUUUAAUUUGCAUCCCAAAAUAGCCGCGCGAGGCAAGUAAGAUUUAUUAUUAGCAUAUCAGAGAAAGUCAAAUGUGAUUCAUAAAAUAAGAAAAUGGAGUGAGGGUGGUCGUGUCUUAAGUGUUGGGAAGCUGCCCGCAAGUUGCUUCACUUCCCUUUGUCCUUUGCAGCGUUUCCAGUUUGGUAAUGCCUCCCGUUUAUUUCAGGGUUUGCUUCAGUUCCUGUUAGCUGACAUUUGGAGCGGGUGGAGUAAAUGCGCGUCGCUGGACGGUUGCAGUCUGUUGUAACAGCCUCAGUACAUGUGACUCAACUGCUUUUGUCUCUUUUAUUGUUGUAGUUCUUUACCGACGAUUUCCAUGAGAACUGGACAUAAGGAGAAAUUAUGUAUAUGUCCCUGUUUUCGAUUUUUGUGGUUGCGGCUCUCUUUGUCUCUCUCUGCGACUCUUUCCUUUCCAAAGGCCAGCAUGUGAUCUGUGACGUUUCCCCUAAAGAUCUGCAUGUAGUAGAGGACUCCAGUGUUGAGCUAGUGUGCCAAACGUCCUGUUCAAAUCACGGCAAAAUCUUCUGGACACUGAACGGAGAACACAUAAAUGAAAGCCUGUCAAAAACUAUAAACGCAACACACACUGUCUUGUCACUGAGAAACUUCACUCAAUCAAGCGCAGCUGUGCAGUGUCACAGCUCUUAUGGGAAUCAGCUCUUGGGAGGCGUCACUAUAAGGACAUAUUGUAAAAACUUCUAUAUUUCAUUGAUUAGUAUUGCUUGUCAUUCCUGCCAUGACAUUACAGUCUUUAACGUGUUUUUUUUCUUUGCAGCAAAGCCUAAAAAUAUCACAUGUGUCUUGCAUUAUGAUGUAAAUAAGCCCAACAGCGUGCCUAAGCUCUUCACAUGUUCUUGGAAGCAUCGUAUGGAUCCUCUACAAACGGCAAACUACACCAUACUUAACAAUUCCUCGAACGAAAUCUGCAAGUCACAAGUAGCGAGCUGCACACACAAUUGCACACAUUUGGCAGAUGAUAUAGUUGCUUAUAUGUACUUCUCUAAACUAUACACGAUUAAAGUCAGAGCAAAAACUCAAUACGGGGAGACGGACUCUGACCCCUACGUGUUUGAUCCACAUAGCAUAACGAAAAUUAAUCCUCCAAAGAAUUUGAAGAUAACUCCCUCGUCAGAGCACCUGUCAGUAAAGUGGACAAUUGACGAACCCCGUUGUCAAGUCAAAUACUACAAGACAUCAGAGCCUGACAAAGCCCCAGAGGUUUUGUGGACAAAUCAAUCAGAUUUCACUGCCACUAUUGAGGAAGUGGAAUCCUGCAUUAACUACAACGUUUCAGUCCGAUGUGCCUCUGAAAGGGGACUUUGGAGCGAGUGGAGCCCGGAGAAGACUGCUCUCACCAAACUGAGCAGGAGCCGCAUCAGGAUGCGACUUUGGAGAAAGGUGGCUGAGCCGGGAAAAAACGGAAAGAGAAAAGUUCAUCUCAUGUGGAAGGGUAUUCCUUCAACAUGUAGAGAGGCAUUCACAGUAAAACAGGUUGCCUACAACGACAACACAACCACAGGAAAUUACACCUAUACUUCAUGUGGCAGCUCAUCUUGUGAUGUCGACGUGGACCACCGUUCACACAGAUUAUAUCUCACCGUUUCCGACAGCGGCGCACUGCUCGACUCGGUUUAUGUUCCAGCCGUUGGAGACGCGGGCCUUCCUCAAGUUUGGAGCAUCAAAACAACAAAACAUAGAAUGAAAGGCGUUAUUCAGGUCAGCUGGAACGUGUCAGAGAAACCCAUCAGUAGUUACAUAAUUGACUGGACACACGAUGGACGUCAGUACGCCUGGAAGGAGACCACAUUCACUAAUGCAACUCUGUUUGGCCUGUUGCACAGAACACCAUAUAGCAUUACAGUAACGCCUCUCUUCAACGAUAUCACAGGGCACAGCAUCCACGCAAAUCCGUUCUGCUCCAGUAUAGGAGUUCCAGAGCACAUUGCUGUCAAAGUUGAGGAUGUUGACGAUAAAAGUGCCUUUGUGAAGUGGUACAUGAAGUCACAGUACACAUGCAGUGAUGUUGAUACUUACACAAUCUUUUAUGAAGCACAGGGACUCCAGCAGAAUGUUUCUGUGAGUGGUAGUGAAAAUGGAGUCUGGUUGAAGGACCUGAAACCAAAAACCCACUACAAUGUCAGGGUUGAGGCCACAGGCGACAAUGAGACUGACAUGAGCAGCACGGUGUAUUUCAUAACAAAUAAAUUUGAUCCCAGGCUUGUUAACGCUCUAACCAUCUGUGGAUUCAUUCUUGUCUUUCUUGUGCUGUCUAUUGGGUUGACCUGUGCCAUUCAGUGGAAGAAAUUUAAUGACAAGCCUGUGCCAAAUCCUCGUCUCAGUACUGUGGCGAAGUGGCUGACGCAGAGUCAUGAAAAGGUGGAGGGGUUCUUCCAGCCACCCACAGAUCAAAUUGAAAACCAAGUUGUCACAGAAGAAACUCAAAGAAACCGAGGGGCGCCACUCACUCCAGUCCGUAAUGGUAACGACUGCGACCCAUCAUUUAGCUCUCUACAAGAGAACGAACCGGAAGAGAGGUUCUCCGAAACCUCAGAGACACAGCUCCUGUCUUCUCCAGAAGGAUCAAUGGUGUUUUCUUCCUCACAGAGCAGCCCAUAUCGCAGUCAGGACAACGCAGAGCCUCUGUUGCCACAAGUGGAAAAGCCAUCCAAGACUGACUUGGGCAAAAAACAGGAAAAGACUCAGACGAAGAGUUUAUACAUAAGCUUGAACAUGUUUGAACAAAACGAUGUUAGGUGAUCGUCAUGGCAACAAAACACAAGGUGAAGUCAAGAUGAGUCACUCAGUACAGAUGUUCAGUGACAACAUGCGGAAAGAUUGUUGCCUACAGUGAAGCAGCAUGAGUUGAAAACAUAUGGCCUGUUUUUCUUUACAGCAUGGCGACCUGGUUUUUCUCAAGACGUUUUCAUUAUGUCCUUCUUGCAACUGCUUUAUGGUCUUAAAGCAAAUCUAUAGCAAGAACGUGUUUGUAAAAUGAAGUUCUCAGAACAUGUUUUGUAGACUGUUUACUGUACAGACAAACUAUGUGUCAUAGACUGUAUUAUUAAAGAACACACAGCAUGUUGAUUGCAUGAUAUAAGAGAGUACAGAUUCUCAAAAAUGCAAACGCCUCUUUUAAAAUGCUAGGCUUGUUAUAAAAAAAACAACAAAAAAACCCCCAACAUUCCAAGUAAAUUUAUCCUUUACAGUUCAAGUGCAAACUCUAUAAUGGUCUAUAAUAUUUGACAUUUUGCCUGGCAAAGGAUCCCCAAAUCUUUAAGAUUGAAAGGCUCUUUUUAGGUGACCUCACAGAUUUUCAUGAAAACCAUCUUUUCUUCGGUAUUGAUCCAGAUGGCUUCACUAUGACGUUGAAAAAUGUAACUCCACUGUGUUUUCUGGGAGAAAGGACCUCUGUCUAGUGGCCAUUGCACACGCCCUAGUUCAGGUAUAUGGACACAGAAGAUUGCUGUUACAUAUAACACAACUGUUCUCUGUUUGAAAUUCCUACAGUUUCUUCAGUGUUGCUGUGCAAGUUGCCUGACCAGUUUUUUUUCAUGAAUUUUGGAGAAAUGUCCAAGUUUAAUGCCAUUGUUGUCGCCUAUUUUCCUCACAAUAUCUGGGACUACCAUCACUUCAAUUGGACUUUAUUUUGGGUUAAUGAGAUUCACCAUAUUUAAUGACAGAUGUGAUUUCAACAAAGGUGUGUUGGUUUACCAGUGAAAACAAUUAUGUAACAAGGUAAUGGCAGCUUUUUCGGAAUAUUUUAUAAUAAAAAUAAUGAUAAAAAAAAGUAUUCUAUAAGAUAUUGUAUGUCAAAAAAUGUUUUGAAAUGAUUUGUUAAAGUCAUGUUUUUUACAGAAACCUGAACUCAUGGCAGGGGUUUUGUACACUUUGUGUUGUUUUCUAAUUGUUCCCACAGAAAUAAGCUUGUACAGUUGUGUUUCUUUUAUCACUGUGUAAUAGAGCAUGUGAAUGUCAAAGUGAUUUUGAUCUGUAUAAAAAGUAUGAACAAUAAAGAAGAUGUAAAAACAACGAUAACCAUGAAUGGGACAAAGUAAAACAAACAACAACAAAAAAUUGUCCUAGAUGUGUUUUUGCUAACAGAAAACUUCAGUUCUCCUUUUGUUUGCAAUAAUCUGUGAUAGUUAGACGGAGAUUCCCACAAUCAUUUUCUGCAGUUAUUUCCAAAACAGCAAGCAGGCAAUACUGGUAGUGACAUGAGGGAAGCCUUUGUCUGCUUUGCACUGUGGUAUGCGUUGCUAGGUUUCUGUCUUCAUAAACUUCAAAACAAACACAAACAAUGAAUCGGCAUUCCUACUGUUUAUAUUGAUUUACUGUGAUUUUGUUGCUUUGUAUAUUAUGGUGUGAUGUAAACAGGUUUUAUUAAUUCUUCUGGGAGAUUAAAUGUUUGUGAGAACA